This is a messenger RNA of Psylliodes chrysocephalus, 2085 nucleotides long. Lineage: Eukaryota; Metazoa; Arthropoda; Insecta; Coleoptera; Chrysomelidae. The record is from the annotation of a GenBank genome assembly.
AUAAUUUUCUCGCAAACAAUAACAACAAAAAUGCAGUACACCUUCAGUCAGAAUUAGCCAGUAAUCGCGAAAGAAACCAUCAAUGAGAAAGUUAAGUGGAUGUUCUAGAAAAUGAUUAAAUUAGUAUAAUUAUAGAUAAAAUAAACGUACCAAUCAAAAUAAUAAUCAAACACGAGUGCUGUGCCAUACAACCUAUAUCAAUCCUACUCUAGCAAUGGAUAUACAAAGAGAUGAUCAAAAUCUAAAUCAAAUACUUCUAGAAGAAACCUUUUAUGUAUUAACUAAGAAAAACUGCGUAUUCAAAGUGCGUUUGACCAGACAGGGCUUGCAUUUGAUCAAAGAAAGCGAGUUAAAUUUCAAAGAGCAAGUGAUACCCAUUAGGGAUAUAGUAGGCUGUAGAUGUCUGAGAAGCAAGAAACAAUCAAAGAGAUGUGUGUGUCAGUCAAUCACUAGAUCAACCAGCCUGGAGGUCGUCGAAGAGACGUCAGGGGAUCUUGACGUGAAUGACACCAGUGCCUACUUAUAUAUCUAUGCCUAUUUGUUUCAAGAUACAAAGGCUGCCAGUAAGAAAAGAGAACGUACUAUAAUUACUCUAAGGUUUAGGUCUUUUGAUAAGUUUGAGGACAACAAUAGGGAGGCCCAAAGAUGGCGCACGAUAAUAAAAAAACUAAUCAAAGGGGACAUCGUCACGAAUUCCACUAUUUUGGAAUUUUCAUCUAGUCAAAAACACAGGGAAAGCCGAAAAUUGCUGGUGUUGUGCAACCCCAAAAGUGGAUCUGGUAGAGCGAAGGAACUGUUCCAAGACAAAGUGGCUCCAGUUCUGGAAGAAGCAGAAAUUCCUUUUGAUAUGUACUUAACCAAGCAUUCAAAUUACGCUAGGGAGUUUGUCAGAUCUAAUAAUUUGUUCCAGUGGACGGGAAUCAUCACGGUUGGUGGCGACGGGAUAUUCUAUGAAGUCCUGAAUGGACUGUUCGAGCGCAGCGAUUGGUCGGAAGUGAUAAAAUCUAUCCCGGUUGGCGUUAUACCAGGCGGUUCGGGAAACGGUUUGGCCCGAAGCAUAGCCCACUAUUAUGGAGAGCCGUAUCUUCCUUCCCCAACGUUGCCUGCCGCUCUGGCUAUAGUCAGAAAUCACUACGCUCCAAUGGAUUUGGUGCGAAUCGAAACCACCACGCAAAUUAUAUUUUCGUUUUUGUCCGUUGGAUGGGGUUUGCUAUCCGAUAUCGAUAUCGAAAGCGAGAAGUUGAGGAUAUUGGGUGGUCAAAGGUUUACGAUAUGGUCCUUAGCACGAUUGAUCGGGUUACGUAGCUAUGGUGGAAAACUGUGGUACUUACCGGCAGAGGUUCCAUUAGUCGAUCCUAAAGAAAAUCUCAUCUUUUCCAACAACAUCGGCAGCAACACCGACCUGCCAACUGAAGUUAAUUUGGAAACUAAAGGCAGAGCGAGAGUGGACUCAUGGUACAGCGCAAACUCGAGAAGAAGCGCUUACUUUUCUGCGACCGGCAGCUCGUAUCAAUCUACUGCGGAAGAAGCGGUAGCUGAUGGAGGCGUGAAUUCUAGCCCUCAAGAAAAACCCCGCAUGUACGGACCAGCUUCUCAAAUACCGGGGCUGAUGGCUCCUGUCCCGUCUGAUUGGAAGUGCAUAUCGGGUAGAUUCGUUUUGGUGCACGCCUGUUAUCAGAGCCAUCUGGGCGGUGAUUUGUUGUUCGCUCCCGAUGCAACACUGAAUGACGGCAGAAUUUGGCUACUAAUCGUCCAAGCAGGUGCCAGCAGAUCCCAGCUGCUCCACUUCCUAUUAGGUCUAAGCACCGGGGCUCACGCCACCUCCAAAUCCUUCGAAGGUCUAGUCCAACUCAUCCCGGUGAACGCAUUUAGAAUAGAACCCGAUAUGUCUGAAGAGGGCUACAUGACAGUCGACGGGGAGCUGGUGGACUACGGACCGAUCCAAGCCGAGGUAUUCCCGUCGCUGUGUCGCGUGAUGGUUCCCUGAUCCGAGUAUUCCGUUACUAAUUUUAAUAGUAAAAUUAAGAGAAAAUCCAAGGUUGUGAUCUUAUCGUCGUUUGAACCGUUGUUGAUCAGACUCGACAG